AUGUCAGCUCCGGUAUCCGACAUCUCGCUCUCCUUCCUGAUCAAGCGCUAUCGCUUGAUUGAUCCUUCGUCGGGCGAGGCUGCAACUGUAGCCGCAGAGAUCAAGAAGACACUGCGCUCUCCGCGCCUCUUCGACCAUCUGCGCGCUGUAUCGCCUACUCUUCCUAAUGGAAGUAGGCUGAAUUUUGAAUCCCGCUCAGUAACUCUGGUUCUGCGGAACAUACACGCCCUUAAGGACGCUCUCAACCUGCCUGAUAACUUCUCCGAGGCUGUUACUGACGGCGUCCGUCGUAUAUGGCACCAUCUGAUUCCAUGGCUCGACUACCUUCACCCCAUGCACCAUAUUGGUACGGAGAGGCUGAAGGACAUCCCGCUUGAUACAAUGAGCGCGAUUUUCUGCCACCUUUUACGCAUGAAAUUCGUCUUGCUCGACCUCGUCGUACAAACGCCACUGGUGUAUGGCUUACUAUUCGUCCUAUGGCUGCGAAUUGGGGACUAUAUCUCCUCCCCCAGUGCGCGGAAGUCCAUCUUUGUAUGCGCCAACCUUCUCGAUGAAGCCGUGCUGAAGCACGCCGUAUGGCACUCCGGCAUAUCCCCCGCUAUCGUCGACUACAAGCUCAUAGACCAGUCCCCCUCGAAGGCGUUCGCUGGGCGACCCGCGACCGCACUCGCAAGAUUUAUACUCGCAUUGUGUCGCACUGCCUAUCUCAAGAAUAAACUUAAUGCAAUUCAAUUCUUCUCCGAACCUCUUCCGCCCGUGCGCACCAUGCCGCACGAAGUAAUGAUCACACUCGUCGACCUCCUGCUCGCGAUGCAGUCACUGGCAGCCGAUCCGACAGAGUCGCCCGCCGCGAUGGCGGCGAAGAUCCGCAGCGUGGCGGAUGGCAUCUGCUUCGCGUUCACGUCGAUCUGGAAGAACUCGGAGGAUCGAAGGGCGCUGGUGUGGUCGCUGCGAGCUGGAGUCCUUCCGCUCACCAUCGCGCUGCAUCGCGAGCAGAAGACGCUGCGGGUUACGGAGGCUCUCCGACUGAUUGCGAUGGAGACUGUGUAUGCCGAAGUUGCGCGCGAGCAUCCAGAGAUCGCAUCUGAGGAGCUACUCGAGAGUGCAGCAGUAGCUGCAGUACGCGAGCGCCUUGACCUAGCGCGUGUGAGCUACCAGAAAACGUGCUCGUUCAGUGGAUGUCGAACGACGGUGGCAGGAGGCUCAGGGGGGAGUAUUCGCCGCUGCCCCUGCCUCUCAGUCUACUACUGCUACAAAGACUGUCAAAAGCUCGAUUGGCCCACGCAUCGUACCGAUCACAAAUCGGACACCUACGGAGUCCCUUGA
Molecule: messenger RNA, 1326 nt
Organism: Schizophyllum commune H4-8
Lineage: Eukaryota; Fungi; Basidiomycota; Agaricomycetes; Agaricales; Schizophyllaceae
Exons: 3
Coding region: 1-1326 (441 amino acids)
Source: RefSeq, a predicted model, not a curated record